AUGCAUGCUGCAGGGGCCGCCCUGACCGUGCUCUGUCCACAGGUCCUCAUGGGUGUCUUCCGACUGGGCUUCGUGUCCACCUAUCUCUCGCAGCCACUGCUCGACGGCUUUGCCAUGGGGGCCUCAGUGACCAUCCUGACCUCCCAGCUAAGGCACCUUCUAGGUGUGCGGGUCCCAAGACACCAGGGGCCAGGCAUGGUGGUCAGCACGUGGCUCAGUCUUCUGCGCAGCGCUGGGCAGGCCAACCCGUGCGAUGUGAUCACCAGCGCCGUGUGCCUAGCCGUGCUGCUGGCCGCCAAAGAGCUCGCAGACCGCUGCCGGCACCGCCUGAAGGUGCCGCUGCCCACGGAGCUGCUGGUCGUUGUGGGGGCCACGCUUGUGUCUCACAUCGGGCGGCUCCACGAGCGCUUCGGCUCCAGCGUGGCUGGCGAUAUCCCUACUGGCUUCGUGGCCCCACAGGCGCCGGACCCCAGGCUCAUGUGGCGUGUGGCGCUGGAUGCCAUGCCCCUAGCCCUUGUGGGCUCUGCCUUCUCCAUCUCACUGGCAGAGAUGUUUGCCCGUAGCCAUGGCUACUCUGUGCGAGCCAACCAGGAGCUGCUGGCCAUGGGCUGCUGCAACGUGCUUCCCGCCUUCUUCCACUGCUUCGCCACGAGUGCUGCCCUUGCCAAGAGCCUGGUGAAGACAGCGGCCGGCUGCCGCACCCAGCUGUCCAGUGUAGUCAGUGCGGCAGUGGUGCUCCUGGUGCUCCUGGUGCUGGCGCCGCUGUUCCGAGACCUGCCACGGAGCGUGCUGGCCUGCGUCGUCGUCGUCAGCCUGCGGGGGGCCCUGCGCAAGGUGAGGGACAUCCCGCAGCUGUGGCAGCUCUGCCCGGCCGAAGCACUGGUGUGGGUGGGCACUGCAGCCACCUGUGUACUGGUCAGCACUGAGGUGGGGCUGCUGGCUGGCGUGCUCCUCUCACUGCUCAGCGUGGCUGGCCGCACACAACGCCCACGUGCUGCCCUGCUGGCCCGCAUCGGGGACUCGGGCAUCUAUGAGGAUGCUGAGGAGUUUGAGGGCCUGGUCCCUGAGCCCGGGGUGCGGGUGUUCCGCUUCGGGGGGCCACUGUACUACGCCAACAAAGACUUUUUCCUGCAGUCGCUCUAUAGCCUCACAGGCCUGGACGUGGGGCGUGCAGCUGCCAGGACCAGGGGCUGGGGCCCAGAGGCAAGGGCCAGCAAGAGAGACCCUGUGGAAGACAAGGCCUCAGGCCCCGGGGGUAGCACUGCUGUGCUGGUGCCCACAGUGGCCGGCUUCCACACAGUAGUCAUCGACUGCGCCCCACUGCUGUUCCUGGAUGUGGCCGGCCUGGCCACGCUGCAGGCUCUGCACCAUGAUUACAGGGCCCUGGGCAUUGCCCUGUUCCUGGCUUGCUGCAGUCCCUCGGUAAGAGACACUCUGAGGAGGGGUGGCUUCCUCAGGGAGGACCAGGCAGAUGUGGCCGAAGAGGCGCAGCUGUUCCACAGCGUGCAUGGUGCUGUGCAGGCAGCCCGAGCCCGCCACAGGGAGCUAGUGGCCACCGACUCCACCCUCUAG
Molecule: messenger RNA, 1572 nt
Organism: Manis javanica (Malayan pangolin)
Lineage: Eukaryota; Metazoa; Chordata; Mammalia; Pholidota; Manidae
Source: RefSeq, a predicted model, not a curated record